AUGCCCCCGACCCGACCCCACCGAGUCGACCCUCACGCGCGACCCCCCGACCAUCCACCAGGCGCGGACCAGAAGAUCCGGCUCGCCCCCGGCGGCGGCGCCGGGACCCUUACCGUCACCGACAACCGCACCGGCAAGCGCUACGAGGUGCCCGUCACCGAGGACGGCUUCGUCUCCGCCACCGCGUUCAAGGCCAUCAAGGCUGGCGGCGACGGCCUCGGGCUCAAGCUCUACGACCCGGGGUACAUGAACACCGCCCCGUGCAAGAGCAAGAUAUCCUACAUCGACGGCGACAAGGGCAUCCUGAGGUACCGCGGGUACCCCAUCGAGGAGCUCGCCGAGCGCUCAACCUACCUCGAGUCCGCGUUCGCGCUCGUGUACGGCGACCUCCCCGACGCGCGACAGCUCCGCGAGUGGGAGGAGACCGUCAUGCGCCACUCCGCGCUGCCCGUCCCGGUCAUCGCCGCCAUCGAAGCGCUGCCGCACGACGCGCAUCCCAUGGGCGUCAUCCUCGCGGGGUUGAACGCGUUGUCGACGUUUCACCCGGAGCAAAACCCGGCGUUGCAGGGCGGCGGCAUCUAUCGCAGCCACGACGUGCAGGAUAAGCAGAUCGUUCGGAUCAUCGGCAAGAUGACCACGCUCGCGGCGCACGCGUACCACCGCAACACCGGACGAACGCCCGCGCAUCCCAACCAGACGAUGGGCUACGCCGAGAAUUUUCUGUACAUGCUCGACGCGGGACUGGAUCCCAACCACAGGCCCAACCCGAGGCUCGCGAAGGCUUUGGACGUCAUGUUCUUACUCCACGCGGAGCACGAGAUGAACUGCUCCACCGCGGCGGCGAGGCAUCUCGCGUCGUCAGGCGUGGACGUGUACUCCGCGGUGGCGGGCGCGGUGGGCGCCCUCUACGGCCCGCUGCACGGCGGAGCCAACGAGGCGGUGCUGAAGAUGCUCGCGCGCAUAGGGAACAAGGAGGCGAUCCCGGCCUUCUUAAAACGGGUCAAGGACAAGAAGGAGAAGAUGUUCGGGUUCGGGCACAGGGUGUACAAGAACUUUGACCCGAGGGCCAACGUCAUUCGCGAAGUCGCCGAGGAAGUUUUUCGUCUGGUCGGCCGCGACCCGCUCAUCGACGUCGCCGUCGAACUCGAAAAGGCGGCGCGCCAGGACGAGUACUUCGUCAAUCGCAAGCUCUACCCCAACGUCGACUUCUACAGCGGCUUGGUGUACAGGGCGCUGGGGUUCCCGCCCGAGUUUUUCACCGUGCUGUUCGCGGUGCCGAGAGCCGCCGGGUACCUGGCGCACUGGCGCGAGUCCCUCACCGAUCCGGACGCGAAGAUCGCCCGCCCGCAGCAGGUGUACCAGGGCGAGUGGCUCCGUUCGUACCCCGCGCUCGCGGCCAGACCCCCCGCGAGCUCCGAUUCCAUGUGGCACGUGCAGGUGUCCAACGCGAGCCGCCGACGCCUCGCGGGCGGGUCCAGCUCGGGCAAAGAGUUUCGACCGAGCGGCUCGGCGGGCGGCUCGGUGGGCGGCGGGAGAGUUGGACAAUCUCUCGCGCACCCGCCGCGCGACGUCGGCCUCGGACCGGCGUUCUCCUCCGGGGUCGUGCCGGGCGACGCCACGGGCGGGGUGGACAAGCUUUUCCACGCGAGAUGAUAAAGAGACGGAUAAGAGACGGAUACGAGUAGGAACGGAGACGAAAGAGAGAUUCUCUGUUUUUCGCGUGUAUGAUAAUAUUUUACGUUCGCUCGA
Molecule: messenger RNA, 1749 nt
Organism: Micromonas commoda
Lineage: Eukaryota; Viridiplantae; Chlorophyta; Mamiellophyceae; Mamiellales; Mamiellaceae
Gene: CIS1
Product: citrate synthase
Exons: 2
Coding region: 1-1653 (550 amino acids)
Biological process (GO): tricarboxylic acid cycle; carbohydrate metabolic process
Cellular component (GO): mitochondrial matrix
Source: RefSeq, a predicted model, not a curated record